Caenorhabditis elegans is the source of this 753-nucleotide messenger RNA. It is a transcript of the gene zhit-1, whose product is annotated as HIT-type domain-containing protein. Gene Ontology annotation, cellular component: nucleus. The transcript has 4 exons. Gene Ontology annotation, molecular function: zinc ion binding. Gene Ontology annotation, biological process: chromatin remodeling. The coding region runs from base 76 to 660 and encodes 194 amino acids. The record is from RefSeq and is marked reviewed. Lineage: Eukaryota; Metazoa; Nematoda; Chromadorea; Rhabditida; Rhabditidae.
AGACAUUUUUCUGACAUUAAAUGUGCUUUUUCUAAAUUAAUAUUUUUAUUUUUAUCUACAAUUUUAAUCUCAAAAAUGUUUGCUCCUUCACGAAAACCUGCUGCAACAGCCAAUCAACUUCGUGCUUCCUCCAGAAUAUCAAAUCUCGAAGGAAAUCGGACUCUUGAUGAAAAUGCGCGAAGAAACAGAAGGAAUCGACAGCUGGAUGGCCUAGAGCAAGAUAAUUCUCAUGAUGAUCCACAUGCAAAUCUUGUCUGGAAUAAAAACGCCCCAAAGUUCGACGAUGAAAUGAUCGGUGGUCCGUCUGCGAAAAAAGCUAAAAAAGUGAAAGAAGAUAAGUCAGGAAUUGUUCAUGGUGAAAAAGCGCGUCGACGAAAACUCGCCCGUCCGGAGUUUAAUAAGCAACGAUUCAAAAAAUCGUUCAAUGCACAUGUAAUCGAGCAGAGCAAGGCAAUUUUAGACUCAGCAGAGCCGGAUUAUCGACGAGUGAAUGCUUAUCAACUAAGCUCAGCACCUCCUUCUGAAAAACCUGCAAGAAAGUUCUGUGCAGUUUGCGGCAUUAUUUCCAAGUACUGUUGUACGCGAUGUGGUGCCAAAUAUUGCUCACUUCCAUGUCGAGACGUGCAUAAUGAUACUCGUUGCAUGAAAUGGUUGGCUUAACAAUUUACAAUAGCAAACAAUACAUCAUAACAACGGGUUCCACGCAGAAAAUAAAUAUUUUAAAAUUUCCAAUAAAAAAUCAUUCUAGUUUGU